CCGGGCCGCGGCGUUGUACAAAACGACCGACCUGCCGGGCCAGGCUGUUUUGCCGGCUGUGUCUUCGAGCCAACCAUGUGCCGUCGCCUCGGCUUCGCGCUGCUCGUCGGCGUCCUCGCCGCCGCCCUGGUCCUCCCCCCGGCGGCCAGCGCCCAAGAUGAGUCGUCGUCCGGGUGGAACCCCUUCUCCUUCCUGAGGUCCUCCUUCUCGUCGCUGCGGUCGACGGCCGCGCGCAGCUUCGACGCCGUCAAGAACACGACUCUGAGCGUGGCCCACAAAGUGGUCAGGUUCGCCGUGGUGCGUUCCACGGAGGACGAGAUCUGCUACAGGAUCAUCGGCUGCUUCAACCUCAAGGCGCCGUGGUUCACACUGUCGCGACCCCUGCCCGCCCCCAAGAGCCCCGACAGCAUCAACGUCGAAUUCUUCCUGUACACCAGGGAGUCGGCGAGCCGCUUCACCAUCCCGUCGGACGUUGAGCUGUCGCUGCAAGGCAGCACCUUCGACGGCGCCAAGAGGACCUUCUUCCUCGUCCACGGCUUCCUCAACAGCGGCAACGACGAGUGGAUGGCCAAGCUCAAGGACGCCAUCCUGGGACAGGUCGACGGCAACGUGUUCAUCGUCAACUGGGGCGGCGGUGCUAUCGACCCCAACUACCUGCAGGCGGCGUCCAACACCAGGGUGGUCGGCCGGGAGAUCGCUCGGCUGGGCAGGACGCUCAUCCAGCAGCACGGCGCCGCGGCCAAGGACAUGCACAUCAUCGGCCACAGCCUCGGCGCGCACAUCUCCGGCUACGCCGCGCGCAACAUCACCAACGUCGGCCGCGUCACCGGCAUGGACCCCGCUGGCCCGGGCUUCGAGGCGCUCUCCAGGACCGUGCGGCUCAACAAGAACUGCGCCACCUUCGUGGACGCGCUGCACACCAACGCCAGGCCGCUGACGCAGCUCGGCUUCGGCAUCAUGCAGACCGUCGCCCACGUGGACUUCUACCUGAACGGCGGCGAGUUCCAGCCCGGCUGUGCGACGCCCUCCGUCGAGAUGCCCUCCAGCCUGACGGACCUCAUCUCCCUGCCGGUGACGGCCCUGAACGAGCUCGUGAGCUGCUCGCACACGCGCUCCUACCACGUCUUCACCGAGGCCAUCGCCAACACGACGUGCCGCUUCUGGGGCCACAAGACGAGCGUGGCUCGCCAGCGGCUCAAGUGGCGCAAGUCCGUGGCGGCCGAGGUGCCCGUCAAGGAGGGGCCCUGCAGGAGCGGCAAGUGCGUGCCCAUCGGCCUGGACACCCCGGACUUCCCCGCCAGGGGCUCCUUCGCCGUCGUCACCGGCUCCGACAGCCCCUACUGCCUGCAGGAGCGCUCCAAAGACGGCCAGUCCCUGGAGCAGCUGAGGAUCUUGGGCUACGUCGACUAGGGACGCGCAUCGACAGCGAAGGCGUCCCAAUUAAAGUUUAUUUUAUUAAAAUGACUCGUUUUCUUUGGCAAAAUAAAUUACACCGCACUGUUCUA
Thrips palmi is the source of this 1505-nucleotide messenger RNA. RefSeq names its product pancreatic triacylglycerol lipase-like. The coding region runs from base 76 to 1410 and encodes 444 amino acids. The transcript has 10 exons. Gene Ontology annotation, biological process: lipid metabolic process. The record is from RefSeq and is a predicted model, not a curated record. Gene Ontology annotation, molecular function: triacylglycerol lipase activity. NCBI's taxonomy places the organism in Eukaryota, Metazoa, Arthropoda, Insecta, Thysanoptera, Thripidae.